CCCGGCCCGGGCCCCGCCGUCCGUCUUCGCCCUCGGCGCCCGCAGCCAAGAUGAACCGGGGCGGCAGCAGCCCGUCGGCCGCCGCCAACUACCUGCUCUGUACCAACUGCCGGAAAGUGCUGCGGAAGGAUAAAAGAAUCAGAGUAUCUCAACCCUUGACAAGAGGACCAAGUGCCUUUAUUCCAGAGAAGGAAGUUGUCCAAGCAAACACGGUGGAUGAGCGUACUAACUUUCUCGUGGAAGAAUACUCUACAUCCGGUCGGCUGGACAACAUCACGCAGGUCAUGAGUUUGCACGCUCAGUACCUGGAGUCUUUCCUGCGGAGCCAGUUCUAUAUGCUGCGCAUGGACGGCCCCCUUCCUCUACCACACAGGCACUACAUCGCAAUAAUGGCUGCAGCUAGACAUCAGUGUUCCUACCUAAUAAACAUGCAUGUGGAUGAAUUUUUAAAGACAGGAGGUAUUGCUGAGUGGUUGAAUGGUUUGGAAUAUGUACCGCAAAGACUGAAAAAUCUUAAUGAAAUAAACAAGCUGCUAGCACACCGACCCUGGCUGAUCACGAAAGAGCACAUUCAGAAACUUGUCAAAACUGGAGAAAAUAAUUGGUCUCUGCCCGAACUGGUACAUGCUGUGGUCCUGCUGGCACAUUAUCAUGCUUUGGCAAGCUUUGUUUUUGGUAGUGGCAUCAAUCCAGAGAGAGAUCCAGAAAUCUCCAAUGGGUUCAGGCUAAUAUCAGUCAACAAUUUCUGUGUGUGUGAUCUCGCUAACGAUAACAACAUAGAGAAUGCAUCCCUUACAGGCAACAACUUCGGGAUUGUCGAUUCUCUAAGUGAGCUAGAGGCCUUAAUGGACAGAAUGAAGAGGCUUCGAGAAGAGAGGGAAGAUGAAGAGGCAUCUCAGGAAGAAAUGACCACUCGUUUUGAGAAGGAGAAGAAAGAAAGUCUUUUCGUGGUCUCUGGAGACACUUUUCAUUCAUUUCCUCAUUCAGAUUUUGAAGAUGACAUGAUUAUAACAUCUGAUGUCUCCCGAUAUAUUGAAGACCCUGGUUUUGGGUAUGAGGACUUUGCCAGACGAGGAGAAGAACAUUUGCCAACAUUCCGAGCUCAGGACUACACCUGGGAAAAUCAUGGGUUCUCCCUGGUGAACAGACUUUAUUCUGACAUUGGACAUCUUCUUGAUGAGAAGUUCCGCAUGGUCUACAAUCUCACCUAUAACACUAUGGCCACCCAUGAGGAUGUUGACACAACCACGCUGCGCAGAGCUUUAUUUAACUAUGUUCACUGUAUGUUUGGAAUCAGGUAUGAUGACUAUGAUUACGGAGAAGUUAAUCAAUUACUUGAACGAAGCCUGAAGGUUUACAUUAAGACGGUGACCUGCUAUCCGGAGAGAACCACCAAGCGCAUGUAUGAUAGUUACUGGCGUCAGUUCAAGCACUCAGAAAAGGUUCACGUAAAUCUACUUUUAAUGGAAGCACGGAUGCAAGCUGAACUACUUUAUGCGCUUCGUGCCAUAACUCGGCAUUUGACCUGAAGCAUCAUCACCCAGCGAAAAUGUCCUAUGUGUGUAAAGACCUUUUCACACAAGAUAUACAUCAGAAGCUGUUUGUGAUGUAGCAUCAAAAAUUAUUCAAUUCUCUAGUGUCAAAGUUUAGCCGUUCUUUUUGGCGGCUGUAAUGUGCAAUGAUGUGUUUUAUUUUUCUUGAUGCUUAACAUUACUAACAAUUGCAAAAAUAAUACUGAGGAGCACUACUUUGCAUUGUUUCAUAGUUGGAUUUUUUGGAUACUGAUCAUAAAUCAUGAACCUGGUUUAUUAAUGCUUAACUUCAGCGCUUUUGGGUUUGUAUGUAUGUGUAUUCUUUUCUUUUCUUUCCUUUUUUUUUUUUUUUAAUAAGGAAAAGCGCUUACAAUCUGCUCAAGCAAUUGUUUUUCAGAUAUUGGAAAUACAGCACAGAAUGACCUCCUCUGGCCAUUCUAAACUUUUAAUGUUGUGUCCUAAAUCUGGUGGAG
This is a messenger RNA of Neomonachus schauinslandi (Hawaiian monk seal), 2005 nucleotides long. It is a transcript of the gene SESN3, whose product is annotated as sestrin 3. The transcript is spliced from 10 exons. Gene Ontology annotation, biological process: cellular response to leucine starvation; negative regulation of TORC1 signaling; positive regulation of macroautophagy. Gene Ontology annotation, cellular component: nucleus. The record is from RefSeq and is a predicted model, not a curated record. Bases 51 to 1529 code for a protein of 492 amino acids. NCBI's taxonomy places the organism in Eukaryota, Metazoa, Chordata, Mammalia, Carnivora, Phocidae. Gene Ontology annotation, molecular function: oxidoreductase activity, acting on peroxide as acceptor; L-leucine binding.